GUAGCCUUGCGCGACAAGGGGAGCAGCGCCGCGCGAAUCCAAUGCUCGAAAUUUCAUCACCGACAACCCUCCAAGCAAUCGCCAUCACCGCCAUCCUUUCCUCUCGUCCAGACCAUUGCUAAACCGAGCCGGACGUCGCUCACACACCUUCUUUUUGGUCUCGCUUCGUUACUAUAUUUGCAGUAAAUCUCAUUGACCCCGACCAUCCCCCCUCCGAUCUUUUCGAGAUCUCUUGUGGCAACCAUGGCAGCUAUCGAGAGUUUCGACAGCAUCUACCUGGACCUGUCCAAGGAGAGUGGCAAGUGCAGGUUCGCCGAGAGUGGCCUUGGAUGGAAGCCUGCCGGCGGCGGUGACACCUUCACCCUCGACCACAGCAACAUCGCCUCGGCGCAGUGGAGCCGAGCUGCCAAAGGCUACGAGAUCAAGAUCCUCAACCGAGACUCGCGCAUCAUCCAGCUCGAUGGAUUUCAGCAAGAGGACUACGAGCGUCUUGCCAAGAUCUUCAAGAACUGGUACAGCACUGCUCUCGAGAACAGAGAGCACGCCCUGAGAGGAUGGAACUGGGGCAAGGCCGACUUCGGGAAGGCCGAGCUUUCUUUCAACGUCCAGAACCGACCCGCCUUCGAAAUCCCCUACUCCGAGAUCUCAAAUACCAAUUUGGCUGGUCGCAACGAAGUCGCGGUGGAAUUCUCCGCCCCGACGGAUCAGAAUGACACUGGCACAAACGGCCACCUGGGCGGUGCGCGAGGCAAGGGCAAGAAGGCGGGAGCCGGCAAGGACCAGCUCGUUGAGAUGCGCUUCUACAUUCCCGGAACCGCCAAGAAGGAAGCCGAUGGCGACGAUGCCGGCAGCGACGCCGGCGCCGAGGAGGAGAAGAACGCCGUCACGUUGUUCUACGACACGCUGAUGGAGAAGGCCGAGAUUGGCGAGACUGCGGGCGAUACCAUCGCUACCUUCUUGGACAUCCUGCACCUUACACCCAGAGGACGUUUCGAUAUCGACAUGUACGACGCGUCUUUUCGCCUCCGGGGUAAGACAUACGAUUACAAGAUCCAGUACGACGCCAUCAAGAAGUUCAUGGUUCUCCCUAAGCCGGAUGAGACUCAUGUCUUGUUGUGUGUCGGUCUGGACCCUCCUCUGCGCCAGGGUCAGACGAGAUACCCCUUUAUCGUGAUGCAGUUUAAGAAGGAGGAGGAGGUCACGAUUGAUCUGAACCUUACCGAGGAGCAAAUAGACGAGCGGUACAAGGACAGGCUGCAGCCUCACUACGAGCAGCCCCUUCACCAGGUCAUCACCUACAUCUUCAGAGGACUUGCCAACAAGAAGAUUACGACACCGGCCAAGGACUUUCAGACCCAUCGCAACCAGUUCGGCAUCAAGUGUUCCAUCAAGGCCAGCGAAGGUUUCCUGUACUGCCUGGAGAAGGCCUUCAUGUUCGUGCCGAAACCUGCGACGUACAUUGCCUACGAGCAGACGGCAUCCAUCACAUUCUCUCGCGUCGGUGGCGCCGUAUCUGCGCUCUCGACCUUUGACAUCACCGUGCAGAUGAAGAACGGUGCGGGCUCGUCACAGUUCAGCAACAUCAACCGCGAGGAUCUCAAGGGGCUUGAGGAGUUUUUCAGGCUGAAGGGCUUGCGCGUCAAGAACGAGAUCGAUGAAGAGUCGAACCUGAUCGCCGCUGCCCUUCGUGAGCAGGCUAUGGACGACUCAGAGGAGGAGGUUGUCGGCGCCGCCAAGGCCGACCGCGGUUCGGCCGACGAAGACGAGGAGAGUGUCGACGAGGACUUCCGUGCUGAGAGCGAGAGUGACGUCGCCGAAGAAUUCGACAGUGAUCACGAGAGCUCGGGUUCCGGCAGCCAGGAGAGUGACGUCGACAAUGCUGAUGACGACGCCGGGGCGGAUGACGACGAAGAAGAGGAAGAGGAGAGGCCCAAGAAGAAGAAGAAGACGGGUUAAUCAGCGGCUUUGUCUUGUUUGGGGCAUGUGAAUGGCACGAGGAGGCUGAGGGGCGUUUUUUUUUCUGGGCCGGACGGAAUGUGUAACACUACGAUCAUCGACUCGCAUGCUGGCCGACAGGCAUCAUUAUCGUGGAGGCGAACCAAAAGAGGUUAAUACUUGGGAAGGGACCUUGAGAGGAUUGGGGAACAGACAGGGGUUCUUUUCUUGCAAUACCAGACCAUUCUUUCUCCUAUCACUUUCGCUCUCUCUCUCUCUCUCUCCCUCUCGCUCUCAUCUCUUGAACGUUUUUGCAUAAACUACAUGCUGGGUAUCUUUCACCUGCGCAAGUGGUGCCGA
Messenger RNA from Colletotrichum destructivum, 2295 nucleotides. Its product is annotated as Putative FACT complex subunit SSRP1/POB3, PH-like domain superfamily, SSRP1, dimerization. Gene Ontology annotation, cellular component: nucleus; FACT complex. The coding region runs from base 244 to 1956 and encodes 570 amino acids. Lineage: Eukaryota; Fungi; Ascomycota; Sordariomycetes; Glomerellales; Glomerellaceae. Gene Ontology annotation, molecular function: histone binding; nucleosome binding; DNA binding. The record is from RefSeq and is a predicted model, not a curated record. The transcript is spliced from 5 exons.